Molecule: messenger RNA, 885 nt
Organism: Colossoma macropomum (tambaqui)
Lineage: Eukaryota; Metazoa; Chordata; Actinopteri; Characiformes; Serrasalmidae
Product: ADP-ribosylation factor 4-like
Exons: 6
Coding region: 80-622 (180 amino acids)
Biological process (GO): vesicle-mediated transport; intracellular protein transport
Cellular component (GO): cytoplasm; plasma membrane
Molecular function (GO): GTP binding; GTPase activity
Source: RefSeq, a predicted model, not a curated record
GCGCGAGCCGCUGAGAAUAAAAGUCCUGCGGAGCAGCGAGAGAACAGAGUUCAUCACCUCUCAGCUCCAGUCUCUCAGUAUGGGGAACAUCAUCGCCUACAUCCUUUCUCGGCUCACUGAGAAGAAGCAGAUGAGAAUAUUGAUGGUUGGUCUGGAUGCAGCAGGAAAGACCACCAUCCUCUACAAACUCAAACUGGGGGAAGUCGUCACAACCAUCCCAACUCUUGGCUUCAACGUUGAGACUGUGGAGUACAAGAACAUCUCUUUCACCGUGUGGGACGUAGGUGGACAGGAUGUUAUCAGACGUCUCUGGAGACACUACUAUCAGAACACCAGUGGCCUCAUCUUUGUGGUGGACAGCAAUGACAGUGAACGCAUAGAUGAAGCCUCAGCAGAGCUGCAUACCAUGCUUCAAGAAGAUGAGCUGAGGGACGCUGUCGUGCUGGUUCUCGCUAACAAACAGGAUUUACCCAACGCUGUGCCAGUGCAAAAGAUAACUGAGAGGCUGGGUUUGCACACAAUGAAAGGAAGAAAUUGGUACGUCCAGCCGGCCUGUGCAGUAAAUGGAACAGGUUUAUAUGAAGGACUGGACUGGCUAUCGAAUCAGCUCUCCAAAAAAUAAAAAUGUUCAUGUUCUUGUGAUCAAUUUUUUUAUUGGUUAAAAUGUUUAUGUUUUAAGGGCACUUCUUAAAGAAUGGUAAACUGCACUUUGUUUUAUAUUCAGAUGUAAGCCUAUACAUUAUGGUAUAGGUUAUAUAAUUGCCUCCUUAUGCACUUUUUCUGUCAAUCUUUUAUUUACAACUCAUGUAUUUAUACUCAUUUGCCAAUAUUCUCUCAGGAAUAUGUUGUUUAAUUGUUGUAAAUGUAUGCCUGUGACUGUAAAUA